UUUAAAUUGUAAAGAAUUCAAUUAUUAAUGCAACAAUUGUCUAUGCCCGUGUCCGGGUCGUCGUUUCGUGGUUGUUGCUGUUGUCCUUGGUAGCAAAUGCGAUUGCAUUGAGUGACAACCUGCAACAAGCGACAGCAACAGCAACAGUAGCUCAAGCAGGAGUAAAUAGAGACGAGACGAGACGAAACGAACCCGCAACAACAACAACAACAACAAUAAACUACAACAAUGGCCAGUGGCAACAAUGAAACUGCGCCGCUCUACUGCGGUAGUGGCAUGGAUAAUUUUCAUACAAGCUACAAAAACAUGCAUGGCUAUGUCUCUUUGGUGGUUUGCAUACUGGGCACCAUAGCCAACACAUUGAACAUAAUUGUGCUAACACGACGGGAGAUGAGGUCACCAACAAAUGCCAUACUCACUGGUCUGGCAGUGGCCGAUUUGGCUGUAAUGCUGGAAUAUAUACCCUAUACGGUGCAUGAUUACAUUUUAACGGAUAGCCUGGCAAGGGAGGAUAAACUAAGCUAUAGCUGGGCAUGUUUCAUUAAAUUUCAUUCGAUAUUUGCCCAAGUAUUGCAUACGAUAUCAAUUUGGUUAACUGUUACGUUGGCUGUAUGGCGUUAUAUAGCCGUUGGCUAUCCGCAAAAGAAUCGUGUGUGGUGUGGCAUGCGAACGACGAUAAUAACAAUAACUACAGCCUAUGUGGUAUGCGUAUUGGUUGUAUCGCCAUCACUAUAUCUAAUCACGGCUAUUGCUGAAUUUAUGGAUCAAUUAGAUGCACAUGGAAAAGUGAUCAAUAGCAUACCAUUAAGUCAGUAUGUUAUUGAUUAUAGCAAUGAGAUGCAAAGUGUUACAGUGGCAGCUCUCAAUUCCACACCAAGUUUCAGUAACGAAAGUCUGGCCCUAAAUAUUAGCUCUAUGGUGACGACAACAACAAGUACAACGACUCCAGCACCAACAGCACCUUCUCCGGUUGUAAGAAAUGUGACUGUUUAUCGUCUCUAUCACAGUGAUUUAGCUUUGCAUAAUGCCUCACUGAGAAAUACAACAUUUCUCAUCUAUAGCGUGGUCAUUAAACUAAUACCCUGCAUAGCUUUAACAAUUUUAUCGGUGCGUUUGAUUUUGGCAUUGCUAGAGGCAAAGCGUCGACGAAAGAAACUUACAAGUAAGCCAAUAGCAGCAACAACAGCUACUGCAACAGGUACCACCAAUGGAACAAAAGUCUUGGUCAAUGGCAAACCAGCUGAGCGCCCAAGAAAGAAUAGUAAAACUUUGGAAAAAGAGAAGCAAACAGAUCGCACAACAAGAAUGUUAUUGGCAGUGCUUUUGCUAUUUCUGAUCACUGAAUUCCCACAAGGAAUUAUGGGAUUACUGAACACUGUGCUCGGUGAUGCCUUUUUAAUGCAGUGCUACCUAAGACUGAGUGACCUCAUGGACAUUUUGGCUCUAAUCAAUUCGAGUAUUAAUUUCAUACUCUACUGUUCGAUGAGCAAACAAUUUCGUACCACAUUCACCUUGCUGUUUCGACCGAAAUUCCUUGACAAAUGGCUGCCAGUGGCUCAAGAUGAAUUGGCUGCUGUCCGGGCAGAACGUUCGAUGGCAGACAAACCCAAACUAAGACAGCAACAGCACCAACAACAACAGCAUCAGCCCCAAGUGGUUACCACAACCACAACCAAUAAUACAACACAAGUGACGAAUCUGUAGCAUA
This is a messenger RNA of Drosophila willistoni, 1708 nucleotides long. RefSeq names its product G-protein coupled receptor dmsr-1. The record is from RefSeq and is a predicted model, not a curated record. Gene Ontology annotation, molecular function: G protein-coupled peptide receptor activity. The transcript is spliced from 3 exons. The coding region runs from base 229 to 1704 and encodes 491 amino acids. Gene Ontology annotation, cellular component: membrane. Gene Ontology annotation, biological process: G protein-coupled receptor signaling pathway. Lineage: Eukaryota; Metazoa; Arthropoda; Insecta; Diptera; Drosophilidae.